Molecule: messenger RNA, 810 nt
Organism: Parascedosporium putredinis
Lineage: Eukaryota; Fungi; Ascomycota; Sordariomycetes; Microascales; Microascaceae
Source: the annotation of a GenBank genome assembly
AUGACUGAGGCACUUAACAUGGCUCAGCUUGCCGUUAACCGGAGAAACGACGAGGAGAUGAGUGCCUUCCUCGGGCUCAUCUAUCCAGGGAUCAACGAUAACCAAAAGGGGACAUUGUUCGACGACAUUGAGAAAAUAGCUACACUCACUCCCGCCGGGCUGGGCGAGUCUCCCAACAUCAUCAUCUACUGCGACGACGAUAGUCGCUGGCGCCACGCCACGGCCGAGGAGAUUCCUGGCCAAGAGGGUAGGACAGAUGCCCAAAAGGCCUGGAUCGACCCGGAAAACGACAUCGUCUUUGACCAACGCGUCGAUCCGCGUAGCCUGACAAACCUCGACCGCCAGAUCCCCGGCUGCAGGGAGGUGGGCACGGCCACGCGCGCUCAGACGUACACCAACCUGAGGACGCCCACCCCGGACCAUGACCGAGGAUCCAUCGUCACCAUCACUCUCUGCUCGCGGGCCUUGACAGGGCCCAAGAUCAAGUAUCUGACGAUUGGGGAGAUUGCCGCCGAGAAUCUGGCAAGCAGGAAGGCCUCAAACCUUUUCAAGUUGCCAAAUAUUGAUACGUUCAAGCUUCUGUCUGCCACGGUGGUCCAUGAGUUGUCCCACCAAAUUCUUACCAGCGCGAUCCGAUACGAUGAUGUCCGAGGCGCUAACUCGUACCGAUGGCCAAACAUCUCCAACAUGGACCUGCUCUCCGGCCUUGAGAACGCAGACAGCCUCGCCUAUACUUGCAUUGCUGCCAUGCUAAUGGAGAUGGGUUAUAGUGUAGAUAAGGAUGGUGAUAUCAAGAAGAAGAAGACUUGA